This is a messenger RNA of Cimex lectularius (bed bug), 826 nucleotides long. RefSeq lists its product as uncharacterized. NCBI's taxonomy places the organism in Eukaryota, Metazoa, Arthropoda, Insecta, Hemiptera, Cimicidae. Bases 357 to 740 code for a protein of 127 amino acids. The record is from RefSeq and is a predicted model, not a curated record. The transcript is spliced from 5 exons.
UUUAUAUUAUUUUAAGCGUUACAAGUCAAUUUACAUUGAAGCAAUCUUGUUUCUAACUUCCAAUAUUAAUGAUUUGUACGAUGUCGCACAAUGUGUUGAACAGCCCACUGAUUUACAGAGUUUGCCACUUUGUCAUUUUUUAAUAUUGUUUUCAAGUUACCAGCUGUUUUCGCUUAGGAUGUGCAUUCAAAAUUAAAAUUUAAAGGCAUUUCUGAGUUUUGGCGAGUCUCAACUCUCAAGCUAUCAGGGAUUAGGAACACUCAUGUAUCGAAUGCUCAGGUUUUGUUGUUUCAAACAUAAUCCACAAGAAAAACAACUCGGCACUGUGGCAAGCAGUACUCAAGUCAAAAUUUUAAAUGAAAAAGAUGGCCUAUCCUAGUGGAUCUAUUAAAGUUGCGGAAGAUUUAAAUAGUGGAGACAGUUCAAAAAUUGAAGAAACUCCUCUAAACGUUUAUAACAGGACGACAUUUUGCAGCAAUCUCAAAGGGAUGGCUCAAGAUGAGUUUGAUCAUUCCAGCCAGACACACUGUCGAAAAAUCCUGUUCGAGGAGUCACCGUCAGUCACCGACUUGAUGAUGAUAAGGGAAGAGAGCAACUGUCAUCAGGAGGGUAUCAAAGUCGUCUACAUUCACUCAGAUGAUUUCGAUGACUAUGAUGUUGAAGAGAUAGAUAGUGAAUCUGGAGAAUUUGAAGAGAAUAAAUUGGACCAUCGACAAUCAGCAGAUAUAACCAAGUCCUGAAUGGUUCAUGUGUACAUUUGUCAAGCCACUAGUGAAUACGCUUUUACAACCCUUUUCUCAACACAAUAAACAUUUUUCAAAAAUUA